UGCUGCUCUCGCCUGCGCGCUUCCCUCAUUCCCCCUCCAGAGUUCGAUGCGCUCGACUCUCGGCUCUGCCUGGAGUUCUCAGUGCGGCGACAGCGGUGCUGAAUAUGGCGUCAGACGGGAUGAUUUUAACAAACCACGACCACCAAAUCCGGGUCGGCGUCUUGACAGUAAGUGACAGCUGCUUUCGCAAUCUCGCUGAGGACCGCAGUGGGGUCAACCUCAAAGAUCUUGUGCACGACCCUUCCUUGCUUGGAGGAACCAUCUCAGCUUACAAAAUCGUUCCUGAUGAAAUUGAUGAGAUCAAGGAGACUCUGGUCGACUGGUGUGAUGAGAAAGAGUUAAACCUGAUUUUGACCACCGGUGGCACAGGCUUCGCUCCUCGAGAUGUCACACCUGAGGCCACUAAAGAGGUGAUCGAGCGGGAAGCUCCAGGGAUGUCUCUGGCCAUGCUGAUGGGCUCUCUGAAUGUCACUCCUCUGGGAAUGCUCUCCAGACCCGUGUGUGGUAUCCGAGGCAAAACUCUCAUCAUAAAUUUGCCGGGCAGUAAAAAAGGUUCACAGGAAUGCUUCCAGUUCAUCCUUCCCGCUCUCCCGCACGCCAUCGACCUGCUCCGAGAAGCCGUGGUCAAAGUGAAGGAGGUGCCCAAUGAGCUGGAGGACCUGCCCUCACCUCCGCCGCCUCUGUCCCCGCUGCCCGCCAGCAGCCCGCACCGCCAGACGGAGGACAAGGGGGUGCAGUGUGAGGAAGAAGAGGAGGAGAAGAAGGACAGCGGCGUGGCCUCCACAGAGGACAGCUCCUCCUCGCACAUCACAGCCGCCUCCAUUGCUGCCAAGAUUCCCGAUUCCAUCAUCUCACGGGGCGUCCAGGUCCUUCCCCGUGACACGGCAUCUUUGAGCACCACGCCGUCCGAGUCGCCGCGAGCCCAGGCUACCUCUCGCCUCUCCACUGCUUCCUGUCCCACCCCCAAGGCGCGGCUCCCCUCCUCUUCAUCCACCCUAAGCAUUGCUGAGGCGUCACGGCGAGAGUUCAGAGCACACCUGGAUGAGGUCAUCACACUCAAGUCAAGGUACUCUACCUUGGACCAGCUCCAGUGUAGGUUGGAGGUGCUUAAAGACGAUCGUCGCGGCCAUAGGACCUUCAGUUCUCGAGUGCAGUCACGAUGCAGCAGCAAAGAAAAUAUCUUACGAGCAAGUCAUAGUGCGGUGGACAUCACCAAAGUGGCUCGGAGACACCGUAUGUCUCCAUUCCCUCUCACCUCUAUGGAUAAAGCCUUCAUCACUGUGCUGGAGAUGACCGCAGUUCUGGGCACUGAGAUCAUUAACUACAGAGACGGCAUGGGUCGAGUUCUGGCUCAGGACGUUUAUGCCAAAGACAACCUGCCUCCAUUCCCAGCCUCCGUUAAAGACGGCUACGCUGUAAGAGCGGCUGAUGGUCCUGGUGACAGAUUUAUUAUCGGCGAGUCUCAGGCCGGAGAGCAGCCCACACACACCGUGAUGCCGGGUCAGGUGAUGCGGGUGACGACAGGCGCUCCUAUUCCAUGCGGAGCAGAUGCUGUGGUUCAAGUAGAAGAUACUGAACUCCUGAGAGAGUCUGAAGACGGCACAGAAGAGCUGGAGGUGAGGAUUCUGGUUCAAGCGCGUCCAGGUCAAGACAUCAGGCCCAUCGGUCAUGACAUUAAGCGAGGCGAAUGCGUGUUGGCCAAAGGCACUCAUAUGGGCCCGUCUGAAAUCGGUCUGCUGGCCACGGUGGGCGUCACGGAGGUGGAAGUGCAGAAGUUUCCCGUCGUGGCUGUGAUGUCUACAGGAAACGAGCUGCUGAACCCAGAGGAUGAUUUACAUCCCGGUAAGAUCAGAGACUCGAAUCGCUCUACGCUGCUGGCCACCAUUCAGGAGCACGGAUACCCGACCAUCAACCUGGGCAUCGUGGGAGACAACCCUGAUGACCUGUUGAAUGCUCUGAAUGAGGGAAUCAGCCGUGCCGACGUCAUCAUCACCUCAGGGGGCGUGUCUAUGGGGGAAAAGGAUUACCUGAAACAGGUACUUGAUAUCGAUCUUCAUGCUCAGAUACACUUUGGACGUGUCUUCAUGAAACCAGGUCUCCCCACAACAUUUGCCACUCUUGAUAUGGACGGGUCUCGAAAACUUAUCUUUGCUCUGCCAGGUAGGGACGGUGAGAGAGUUUAUUGGUGUAUUUUUUCAAAACACAUACUACACAGAUUUCACUAUUUUUUGUCUAUUAUGUUUCCUCAAUUUAAUGAGCACCCUCUCUCGUGCUUCACAGGGAAUCCCGUGUCAGCGGUCGUAACAUGUAACCUCUUCGUCAUUCCCGCCUUGAGGAAGAUGCAGGGAAUCUUAGACCCGCGGCCCACCAUAAUAAAAGCCAGGUUGUCAUGUGAUGUGAAGCUGGAUCCGCGUCCUGAGUAUCACCGCUGUAUUUUGACAUGGCACCAUCAGGAACCUCUGCCAUGGGCACAGAGCACAGGGAACCAGGUUAGCAGCAGACUCAUGAGCAUGCGCAGCGCUAACGGACUCCUGAUGCUUCCUCCCAAAACCGAGCAAUACGUGGAGCUGCACAAGGGCGAGGUGGUGGACGUCAUGGUCAUCGGCCGUCUAUGAUGGCGUCAGAGAGCAGAAGGACGGAGAGUGACGGUGGUUCACGGUGCAUGUUCACAUAUCAUUGACUGUAAUAUGCAACGGCACAGCUAGUUUUUAUUGAUUUGGAUAACGCUGAAGUAUAGUCAACAUCUUGAUCACAAAACUAGAUACAUAUGAGAAAAAAAAAAUCUAUUAUUUCAAAGAAAGAAAAAAUAUAACUUUUAAAUUAUAAAAUCUAAUUAUAAAAAGAGAUUUAUUCUGUAUUAUUAUUAUUAUUAUUAUUGCAUUUUUCUUGUCAUUAUUAUUAAUUAUUAUUAUUAUUAUUAUAUUAAGGCAACUUUAUUCUUUUCAUUGCAGUUGCUUUGUGUGUUCAAUGCUAGAUCUUAUAGCUGUAGCAUUUUAAUAGAAAACUGUAGGUGCCUGCCCGGAGAAAAAAAAAGAGAAUAUUAUUUCCCCGUUUUAACGUAAAAAUAAGACAGGUAAAUGAAAAAUGACUGCUUUUGUUUUUUCGGACAUGGGGAAGAACGCAACAACUUGAAAUCCGGACUCUGGAGGGUGGCACUUUUUGUCUUACGUGUCAUUGACGUGACACUUUUACUUUUCCUCCCAUUAGUAGGCAUCAUUAUGACAUCACAAAGAGCUUUGCUUGUCGUUUAUCUCGUGAGUCUUGUUUGUGUGCGCAGUGCCAAACGCGUGGGUGCACGAAGGUCGUGCCCGGGGGAACACGGGCCUGGUCACCCAAUCCCUGAAGCUUCCUUAUAAUCACAUGACCUGGUGUAGCCCCGCCCCCCUCCCCCAGGGGGUGGAGUCACAGGCGAACGUUUUGUUUGAAUAUACUUUAAAAAGAGGAGAAAAACAAACAACAGCUUAUUUAAGUGCUGACUGCCUUUUUAAUCAACUACACAAAAAUGUACAGUAAAAAAAAGAAGAAUUGAAUUGUACAGAUAAAUGUGACCAGCACUCCUGCGGAAUAUGACCAAGCAAUGAGGAGACAUUGAACAAAUCUGUAUAAUAACAUUUUCUGUAAUGAUAAGAACCUAAUGAGAGAGACUACAAUAAUAAAAUCCUUGAUCAUUAUAUAAAAAUAGCAUUGUGGAAUUUUCUUGUAAUAAAAUGAAUAAAAACAUAAUUCCUUAA
Ctenopharyngodon idella (grass carp) is the source of this 3731-nucleotide messenger RNA. It is a transcript of the gene gphnb, whose product is annotated as gephyrin b. Gene Ontology annotation, biological process: gamma-aminobutyric acid receptor clustering; molybdenum incorporation into molybdenum-molybdopterin complex; glycine receptor clustering. Gene Ontology annotation, cellular component: postsynaptic membrane; cytosol; dendrite. Gene Ontology annotation, molecular function: molybdopterin molybdotransferase activity. NCBI's taxonomy places the organism in Eukaryota, Metazoa, Chordata, Actinopteri, Cypriniformes, Xenocyprididae. The transcript is spliced from 24 exons. The record is from RefSeq and is a predicted model, not a curated record. Bases 105 to 2615 code for a protein of 836 amino acids.